CUUCCUGCCUGCCCUAGGGCCUCUCGGGGCCUCGCUGGAGCCGCUUGUCCAGGGAUUUACAGCAUCCCUAUCUCAGAACAAAACUGCUUUGAGUGGAAGGAAAUCUGCGAAAGACGGCCUGAAGCAGGAGCCCGUGACACCUUUGCAGAUUAGUCCAACAAUGUGUAGUGUGAAUAGCUCGGAGACUCCCUGGCUACCAAGAUUUACGUGUCCGAGACCUGUGAGAGAACACGAUCAGCAAAGGCCUUGGCAGAGGUUCUCCUCAGCACCAGCAAAGAGUGGCGCAGCAAAUACUUCUGACUGCAGUAGACAUUUUGGGAAGAAAAAUAAUACCAAAGAUUGGCUAACACAGAAGGACUUGUGUCAUGUGAAGGCAGCACCUGAUGAAAGUCGAGACAUAAUUGCUUCUGUUCAGUGCAUCUUGGACAGAGAAAAUUAUUUUGUGAGGGAGGUGGACAGAUAUUUGAGGCACAAUGAUUUCUUAAAUCUGAGAAAGAAGGAGAUCCUGUACAAGAAAUGGCUUGAGGAUGUUUCAGAGCCACUGCUGCAGAAAAUUGAGGACAAAAUGGACAGCCAGUCAAGCGAAGAAAUACGGAAAAGGAAAGAACAACAACUCUCUCUCUAUUUAAACUACUGUAAAAAGAAGGGCUAUGUGGCUUUGGAAACUUAUGACCCGUCGGAGUACGAUCCGUUCUUCCUGAAGACAUGUACAGACUGCUGGAAGGUUUCAAUACCAACUUUACAGGAUCCUCUGUUAAAAGACAUUCAAAGGAAGUUUAUUGAGACAGGCAUUAUCAAGCAGUGUGAGACAGGAAGACCAUGCUCUACCAGAGAGCUGAACAAACUCAGUAAAGCAGAACUGCCACUGCUUCCUUUGAGCCGGCAAUGUAUGGAUGCAGUUGAGUGGCUGAAGAUACCACAUGCCUACAUUGCUAGUGAGGUCCACCAAAUGAAGAGGCGGAAAGUCAUCAGCCACCACAAAGAUGGCGAGAGCCCGUGAUGUCCCCUGUCCUCCAGCUGACUGCAGCGGCCAGCACAGCCAUCAGAAGGUACCACUUGCAGAAUAUGUUACAUCUUCUGCCAAAGCAAGUGUUAACAGGCCAGGUCUUCUGGCAAACUGCAAUAAACUCAUGGUCUUAAACACGUGGUUCUGAAGUACUGUUACCCAGCAGCCAAAGAAAUGUUUGAGAUGCUGCUCCUGUUAUUUCCAGCUCCAGUCCAUGCUCUACAGGCCACAAUCUGCUAUUUUAGGAGGUUUAACUUAGGCUCAGCCCUGCAAAGACAGUGCUGCUGUUUUCUGGUUUAUAGGGUGACAGAGUCUUUGUAUUUAAGGAGAUGAACUGGUGAGAAAAGUUAAAGAAGUCUGCUAGGCCCCUCUCCUACGCAGUGCAGGAUCUAUAUGUUAUCCCCAGCUCUGGCAACAGCUACAGCUCUGAGUCCACUAUAUUUCAUAUUACAAGAAGUGUGAAUGUUAGCAGUGGGCAUGGCAAAGCUUGCAAAAUUUUAGCUACCGCUGUUGCAAUUUUGCAUGAAGCUGAAAGAGGGCACCUUGAGAUUUAAGAACAAACCCUCUCUUUGAAUGCGGAGGAGGAGAAGGAGGUGCUCCUGGCUAUGUGGGUGGUUAGCAGAUGUGUACAGAAGAGCGGCUUAGAAAGCACUGAUAAGGAAAUAAUGAUUUGGUUUUGUUUGUUCAAAUCUUUAUCAGAACUCCCACAGUGAAUGUCUUGCAAAAUAUUAUUUGCAAAGUAAUGUUAGGGUACUACCAAGGUUUCAAAGGACUUUCUCCUGGAGGCAGUGUGCAAACAGUAAAUCAAACUUUAACAUACAUAUUGCGUGUCCUGAGAAGGCAGGAAAUAAUUAGGGGAGAGGAGAUGGUAAAUGCUCUUGUACGAAAUGUCUAGCACUUCUCAGAGAGUCGGUGCUGAGCAACAAAUGCUGUCAGUGCCCUACGGAUCCGUUUCUCUCUUGCUCCAGUGUGCUCCCUGUCUCCCUGCUGGUCUGACUGCACAGCCAGCAGCUCUGGCAUCAAAGCCUGAAAAGAGAAUUUUCUCUAUGCUUGUUCAAGAAGCUCCAAACUCCCGCUGUACAGACACAAUCUCUCAAGAAUUGCCAAGAUUUAGUUUUAUUUAGGAUUAGAAAUACUGAACCACAGAAAACUGUUAAAAGUAACAGAGGUUGACUCAGCCCUGUAACAGGAGGUACACAGAUGGCGAUCGGGUGUGAAACUGUCAGACAUCAGGAGGUAUCACAGCACCCGUGGAAAACAAGGGCACGCGCUGCUCAGAAUUGCAUGCUGUGCUUUUUCAACAAAGCAGUUUAAGGAGGCAGUGACAUGGUUACAAUGUAUCAAACCCUUUAUAAAGAAACUUUUUUUUUUAACCAUCCCUGAUUUUGCUGCCAACAGAAAGUUUUUGCUUUCAAGGAGUAUCAUCUCACACAUUUGUGUUGGGGUGACAGUUCCCCCGAGCAAACCUGUUAAACUUGUAAUAAACUUUACUUGAAUUUAAUCCUGUAAGUUUUUCUCAUUAUUUCACAUUCCCCUGUACAAUAAAAUAUACUUUUUAAAAAUCA
Messenger RNA from Gymnogyps californianus (California condor), 2571 nucleotides. RefSeq names its product family with sequence similarity 228 member B (gene FAM228B). The transcript has 10 exons. The record is from RefSeq and is a predicted model, not a curated record. Bases 161 to 1000 code for a protein of 279 amino acids. Lineage: Eukaryota; Metazoa; Chordata; Aves; Accipitriformes; Cathartidae.